AUGAAUUCGUCUACGGAAGGGCCAAAUCCGCUGAGGCCGUACUAUGUCCCGCCUCCCAUUGGACUCCCUGAUAGCCAGGCCACAUCCAAGGUCGUUUCGAGCGCGGCGGCGGAGAAUAUAAGCAGCUUCGGGACCUCUGCUCGCGAUAUACUGUCUGACUUUGACUAUGCGGAUUAUCUUGGAGAGUCCUCGCCGUCGAUCGCAGACUCCAUCAAGCAGCUGCUCGAGAACGCAGCAUGGCGGUACUCGCGGGUGUUGAUAUCCCAGCCAUUCGAGGUUGCAAAGACGAUACUCCAGGUAUACGUUGCGGAGGAUGCAGCUGCUGAAGCGGAGGAGGAGAGGAGAAGGCUGGAAAGACAUCGGAUGGAACACUAUGAAGAAGAGGUCUCAUACGGCUCUGAUGACGAAAAUAACUACUUCACAUCAAGUGCGACUGCACCUCCUCCUUCGUCGAGGAAUUACGAGAGAAGCUCCCAGCGGAUAACUGAACGGGGUGGCUACAUUCCACAGGGCGUGCAGCCGAAGUACAUGCUGAAAAUCAAGGACUCUUCGUCUAUGCUGGACGUCCUAUCUCAGCUUUGGGCAACUAGCGGACCUACAUCUAUAUGGAAAGCGUCCAAUACUACGUUUAUAUACUCCAUACUCCUGCCAACACUAAACACCUUUGUACGAAGUCUGCUAUCUGCGAUAUUGGGCUAUCCUGAAGAUUCCUUCUCCUCCUUUCCGGCUGGCGAUAUUAUCACAUCGUCUGCCCCAGGCACAGCUUUGGUUCUGUCCUGUCUCUCCUCGGCUCUUUCGGCCAUCAUACUAUCCCCCAUCGACACAGCACGCACAUACCUGAUCCUCACACCACACGGCCAUGGCCCUCGUUCUCUACUUCAUUCAACCCGGCUACUUCCAAGCCCGAGCUACAUGAUCUCCCCACAUCUCCUACCCAUCACUAUUCUCACCUCAACGUUACCAAACUUGAUCGCCACCAGCACUCCCCUUUUUCUCAAGUCAUAUCUAUCUCUUGACCCGGUACUAAACCCGUCCACCUGGAGUCUCUUCAGUCUCAUGGCCCAGGGCCUCGAGUUAACCGUACGGGUCCCUCUCGAAACUGUUCUCAGACGAGCACAGAUAGCAACAUUUACAUCUCCUGCCCUCCGACAGCUUAGUUCAACACACACACCGCCAGCUAUCCAGUCACCGACCUCCGAGAGAUCUUCAAGCGUAUCAGCAGGACCUAACUCCAAUACCCCUCUACCGACCAUUGUCCCUGCUCCUCAGAUCUACCGAGGAAUUGUCGGGACAAUGUGGAGUAUUAUUUAUGAAGAAGGCACAAAUCCAAACCCCACCGAGCUAGACCACGCAGAGGAAGCAAUUGGGCAUACUCUUCAGGUAAACAGGAAUGCGAGACGACAAAUGCAGAAACGUCGCAAGGGCCAAGGCCUACAAGGCCUGUAUAGGAGCUGGAGGUUGGAGAUGUGGGGUAUAGUUGGCAUAUGGGGAUCAGGAUUUUUAGGAGCCUUGAUGAGUGGUGGAGAUGAUGAAAUCGUCUCGGACUCGAUGGGAAGGAUGGCUCUAGGGUCAACCGGUAGCCAUGUAGGGACAGGGAAGGGUGCAUUUUAA
This is a messenger RNA of Arthroderma uncinatum, 1611 nucleotides long. Its product is annotated as mitochondrial fusion and transport protein Ugo1. The coding region runs from base 1 to 1611 and encodes 536 amino acids. The transcript is spliced from 2 exons. Lineage: Eukaryota; Fungi; Ascomycota; Eurotiomycetes; Onygenales; Arthrodermataceae. The record is from RefSeq and is a predicted model, not a curated record.